Molecule: messenger RNA, 576 nt
Organism: Meira miltonrushii
Lineage: Eukaryota; Fungi; Basidiomycota; Exobasidiomycetes; Exobasidiales; Brachybasidiaceae
Exons: 1
Coding region: 1-576 (191 amino acids)
Source: RefSeq, a predicted model, not a curated record
AUGCGAUUCUCUUAUCAUUGCAUCUUUGUGAUCUUAUUCUUGGCAAAAGCUUGUCGAUUGCAAACAUUUGAGCACCCUUCUACAAGAGAAGUAUCACCUAGUGGAGAUGAAUGGAAGACAUUUCUUAAUCUGAGUCCGGACCGCUCCCGAUCAGAUCGCAGUCAAUCGUUAAACGAACACCAUGAGUCAACUGCUCAAUCAUCCGUAAAAGCCAAUAGAAUGGCACUAACCGAACAAGUUCAGACGUCCAAGCUAAGCGAUUCAUUUAUAAAAGAGAGAAGACGACAGAAGUACAAAGUUGAAAAGGCUAAAUUUGAUGCUUUACCAUAUGAUCAGAAGCUUGCCAAAUUAGAGUACAAAAGAGCCAAAGGAAGGAAAUACUAUCGACAGAAUAAAGAGAAAACUGGUUAUCCUACAAAGCAUGCUGAAUUUCUGUCGCAAAUUCGCGAAUUAGCGAAAACUGGUCAAGCAUCUGCUGAGCAGCUAGCGGUAUUGGACAAAGAAAAGAAGUAUCAAAAUGAGUACUAUUUCAAACGAAAAGCACAAGGUGUAAAAAAGUACAAGAGCAAAUAUUAA